Vigna umbellata (rice bean) is the source of this 2156-nucleotide messenger RNA. It is a transcript of the gene NINJA, whose product is annotated as Putative interactor of JAZ. Gene Ontology annotation, cellular component: nucleus. The record is from RefSeq and is a predicted model, not a curated record. Lineage: Eukaryota; Viridiplantae; Streptophyta; Magnoliopsida; Fabales; Fabaceae. Gene Ontology annotation, biological process: negative regulation of DNA-templated transcription; jasmonic acid mediated signaling pathway.
AAAAAUUUGCUAUUUUUUUUUCUUAAAAAAUAUAUUAUCCUUUAAAGCAUUUUCUCUAUUACAGUCUCAAUCUUCCACUGAUACACAGAGAGAUGCAGACUUGACCUAGGGUUUUGAUCAUCCAUCUUCCCGAUUUCGGAGCAAGCUUUGGAUCUUCGAUUGGAGCCUUACCCAUUUUUUCUUAUCCUUCAAGCAACGCUUUGGGGUAUCAAAGGUUCCAAAUUGAGGGGGGAAAAGGCACUCUCUUGUAGCUGCUGAUUUGGCCUAUGGCUUUUGGCUUCUUCAGAUUGGGGGAUCAGAAGCAAGAAUUCCACACCCCUUGGGAGAGUAUGAGAGAGAGGGAAGAUUUGGAUCACGAGUAAGAUAUUUGAGGACGGUUGCUUGUGGUGAAAAGGUGUGCGUGAUCCGAUGAAUUAUUAUGGAAAAUACAACGUGAAGCUGUUUGAUCUGUUUUGAUUUUGAUAGGCUUGGAUAUUAGAAUAUGGAGGAUGAGAGUGGGCUUGAGCUCAGCCUGGGUUUGUCUUGUGGUGGCUCGUCUGCCAAACCCAAAGGUAAGAAUGGUAGCUCCUCAGAUAGUAGGGCUGAAGAAGUUGGUAGAGGUGGCAAGAUGGUGGAUGACUUUAAGAGCAUGUUUGAUAAUGCUCCUCAGAAGCCUGAAUCUAUUAGUGGGACGCGGAGAACUGAUUCCCCAAAGCCUGAGGAGAACUUCUUUAGUGACCUUUCAAAGGCCAAAGAAGAGAAUGCUUCUUUGAAUUUAAAUGGAAGAGGAUUUCUGGUAGCAAAGAAUAGUAAACCUCUUGAAAUUGAGGAUGAAAAACGGUCAGAGGCAGCAAAUAAGCGGAAAAUGCCUUUUGAUGAGAUACAUAGUCAAAAGAAGCAUGACAGUGAUGUCCACCACCCUGAUUUACAUGACAGGGCUAGAACAUCUCAUAUAUCUAUAACAGAGGACGGUUCAACUGCAGAAAAUGAAGAUGUGGCUGACUCUGAAACUGAGAACUCCACCUCCAGGCCCAUCUCACACCACAGUGAUGGUUCCAAAGGAUUCAUCAGAGUUGGUUCUUCUUCUGAUGCAGCAAAAGAGGUUCGUGGAAGUGCUGACUCAAAUGCUGCUGACUUUAACGGGCAGAAGAGGUUUAAUGGGUCAUCAGAAAAAGAUUUUAAGCACACAAACAUGAAUUACGGUGCUUCCUUUUCUGUUCAACCUGUAAAUAUGAUGAAUGUAUCUUACCCUUCUUCAGUACAAGAGUCUAGCCCUGUUGGGGCACCAGGCCCUCAGAUACAUGGAGUGAUGCAUGUAAUGCCUGCUGCAACUGGUGAACGUGCAGGAACCCAACCAGUGAAUAAUGGGAACCUGCCGGUGAUGUUUGGAUAUCCGCCUGUUCAGCUUCCCUUGUUGGAGGACCAACCAUGGGGUUUGGUUUCUCGUCCUCAACAAUUACACCCUUAUGUUGGCAGGGGUCCAACUAACCCAGCUGCACUCCAAGUAAUCUCAAACAACAUAUCCGAGGCAAUACCAUACGAAGGAAGGCCAUUAGAUCGUUCCAAAGGAGAUGGUAAACAGCGUGUCACUGAAGAAGGCUCCUCUUCGCAACCUGAAGAUGCGAAAGGAAGAAGCACAAACCUUAGGGCCAAAGAUAUAUCAGACCAAUCAGCAGGAGAAGGUUCCAUCAUUGAUUUUUCAAAUAUUAAGCCCGGUCUUGCUGCAGAUGUUAAAUUUGGCGGAUGUGGUUCCUAUCCAAAUCUGCCUUGGGUAUCCACCUCAGGUUCAGGUCCAAAUGGCAGGACAAUAUCUGGUGUUACUUACCGAUACAGCACUAACCAAGUUCGAAUUGUCUGUGCAUGCCAUGGUUUCCACAUGACCCCUGAGGAGUUUGUUCGCCAUGCAAAUGAAGACCAAGCAGCUGCAGAGGGCAACGGAGUUUUGGGGGCAGUAGCAAACGGCAAUCCUGCUGCCCCUUCCCAUGGCUAGUCUUGUACCGUCUAAUUUGUACCUUAGUAUUGAAGUUCCCAACAGGAGAAUCAGGGAAAUCGGGCUUUAAUUUUUGUAUAGAUGAAUGAGUUUCCUACCAUUUUUCUGUACACACUUUGAUAACUUGUUUGGCUAUUCCUCUUUAUUUACUUGUAGCCAAUGCAAUCAAGUUUGCACUUGUAUGUAA